Messenger RNA from Heterotrigona itama, 881 nucleotides. The record is from the annotation of a GenBank genome assembly. NCBI's taxonomy places the organism in Eukaryota, Metazoa, Arthropoda, Insecta, Hymenoptera, Apidae.
AUGGCACUUAGGUCAUUUUUACAUAUAGGUGACAAUGCAUAUAAAUGGUAAGACAAAUCUUUUUGCAUUAAAUUUUUAUAUCUAUUAAUUACUUCAAAUUACCUAACUAUAUUUAUGUAUCUUUUCCAGUGUUUUUACUGCUAUAACGUUUAAACCUAAAUUAUAUGUACUUGAAGGAUAUAAACAAGUCAAAAAUUUUCAUAAAUUUCGAGGCAAAAUAAAACUAUCAAAAUCACAGCUACCAAAUGAGUUUUUUCAAACACAAUCGGCACAUUUUUCCAAUUUAUGGAAACCAUUUACUUUUACUAUCAUAUUGCUGUAGCUCAAUUGGGUAGAGAACAAUUUUUGACGCUUUAUUUAACCAGUGGAGUAAUAUCUAGUUUUUCAAGUUAUUUAUACAAAGCUGCAGUUGGUAUAAAAGAUCCUUCUUUGGGAGCUUCAGGAGCAAUAAUGGGUGUCUUCGGAUUUGUGUGUACUCAAUUUCCAAAUGCACAUCUGUCUAUUGUUUUUCUUCCAAUGUUAAAAUUUACAGCAAGUGUAGUAUGUAUAAUAUCAUUUUAACUAUAUAAAAUUAAAGUUAUAUGUGUAAUUCUACAUUUUUUAUUAAAAAUAUUUAUAUAAUCAGGUUAUGAAAGCUGUAAUGGGUUUAGAUACUUUGGGAUGUUUUAUGCGUUGGCAACGUUUUGACCAUGCAGCACAUUUGGGAGGAGUAUUAUUUGGAAUGUAAGUACUUAUAUAUAAAACAUGUAAAAAUUUAUGUAUUUUUAUUGCUGUUUUAUUAUAGAUUUUGGCAAAUGUGGGGUAGUGCCAAUAUGUGGCAAAAACGUGAACCAGUAUUAGUAUUUUGGCAUCAAAUCCGUGAACCAUCUAGGUCUAAAUAA